Ictalurus furcatus (blue catfish) is the source of this 1347-nucleotide messenger RNA. RefSeq names its product crystallin, zeta (quinone reductase)-like 1 (gene cryzl1). The record is from RefSeq and is a predicted model, not a curated record. Gene Ontology annotation, molecular function: oxidoreductase activity. Bases 106 to 1164 code for a protein of 352 amino acids. The transcript has 14 exons. Lineage: Eukaryota; Metazoa; Chordata; Actinopteri; Siluriformes; Ictaluridae.
CGACGAUGACGUCAUUGUUUGGCUCACAGGAGGUGAUCAUCAACAUCAUCCAGGAAGGGAAAUAGGUAUCUUGCAAAAAAUAAAAAUAAAUAAAAGAAAUCCAGUAUGAAAGGGCUGUACUGCAAGCUGGGUGAAGCCAAGGAGCUGAAGUUUAUUAUACAGGAGACAAGUAUAGCUGCAACUAUUGGUGAUCAUCAAGUCAAAGUUCAAGUCAAAGGCUGUUCGCUUAGUCCUGUGGACGUUAAGCUGUGUGAGGAUUUAAAGCUGCAGAGGGAACAUGUCCCGGUCGGGCGAGAGGUGGCAGGAGUCGUGCUCCAAGUGGGACCCAAAGUGACCUUCUUCCAGCCUGAUGAUGAAGUUGUGGGUAUUCUUCCCCUGGAUGCUGAGAUGUCUGGCCUUUGCGAUGUCGUCCUUGUGGAUGAAUAUAAUUUAGUUCAGAAACCCGAGAAGGUUAGCUGGUUUGAAGCUGCUGGAGCAAUUAAAGAUGGUCUCAGGGCCUACACAGCGCUACACACCCUGGCCCGCAUGGCUGUCGGACACACGCUGCUUGUACUGGAUGGGGCGAGUCCCUUUGGAGUGCUAGCCAUCCAGCUAGCCCAUUACCACGGGGUGAAAGUCCUCACUACUGCCAUAUCCCCGGACGACCAUAAGUUUCUGGAACAUCUUCGACCGAAUGUAGGUGUGCUAGAAUCACUUGUAGCCAGGGUGAUUGGAGUCUGGGACUCAAAAGUGGACCUAGUGGACUCAUGCCUGGAAGAGACUGGAGGACUUGGGGUGGACAUAGUCAUUGAUGCAGGAGUGAGGCUUUACGAAGAGGAACCGGAGGUCAAGAAACAUCUCCCACACAAGCACGACAUCAUCUCUCUUCUUGCAGUUGGGGGUCACUGGGUCACUACAGAAGACAACUUGCAGCUGGAUCCUCCAGACAGUCGCACUCUCUUCUUGAAGGCCGCCUCCAUCUCCUUUCUAAAUGAAGAAGUGUGGGAAGCGUCCAUGGCCAGACAGGGCCGAUAUCUCCAUAUUAUGAAGGACGUAGUGGAGAAGCUAUCAACAGGCAUUUUCAGGCCAGUGUUGGAAAACCCUGUGCCGUUGUACGAAGCCAUGGUUUCUAUGGAGAUGGUGCAGAGACGGCAAGUCAGAAAGCGAGUUGUGGUGAAGCUUUAAAUAUCCCAGAUCUACAAGGUCCAUCAUUCCAUGAUAAAAUGACUAAGUAAAAACUAAAUACAAAUAUGCUGCUUUUUUUCAGCGGUCAUUAAUGUGUGUUUCUCCUGACAGAUAGCAAAAGAUUACGACUUAAAAGAAUUCUAUACAAAUGUUCUGCUAUUAAAUCUUUUGUAAUUAUCAUUA